Molecule: messenger RNA, 1505 nt
Organism: Tigriopus californicus
Lineage: Eukaryota; Metazoa; Arthropoda; Copepoda; Harpacticoida; Harpacticidae
Exons: 11
Coding region: 53-1291 (412 amino acids)
Source: RefSeq, a predicted model, not a curated record
CCUUCGAGGAAUUUGGAGGGGAAACUUAGUAGCGAUUUGGAAUUCUUGGAAGAUGUUGCGAUAUUUUCAGUUGUUAUUGGUUAUUAUAUUUGUCGGCCUAAGCGCCGUGAGUUCACGGGACUCGAAAUCUUCUGACACCCCAGCGGACCGAGAGGGGAAACUACUAUCUUUGUUCCAAAUCGUGAGAUUUCCGAACGAGCCCUGCAUCGGCCAAGCCAGCAAGAACGGAACCUGUUACACGGCCGAUGAGUGCACCUCCAAGGGAGGAACCAAUGCAGGCACUUGUGCCCAAGGCUAUGGAGUCUGCUGUACCUUUACUGAAAGCUGUGGUGCCACCUCUAACGAAAAUUGCACCUACUUUGAGUCGUCCGGAGGGGAAAUUGGGGCCUGUCAGCUCAAGAUCUGUCCUUGUAGUGACAACAUCUGCCAGCUCCGUCUGGAUUUCAACCAAUUCAUGAUCACGGGCCCCUCCACGUCCACCGUGAUCGUCAGUGCUCAUAAGGGAGGCGUGAUUGGAGCCCCAGGAGCCACCAAACCCAUUUCUUUAGCCUCACGAUGUCUGACUGAUACCUUCUCCGUUCUCACCCCGUCUGGCCAAUCUCCGCCCUCAAUCUGCGGCAUCAACACGGGCGAACACAUGUAUGUGGACUCAAGUGCUACUUGCAACGACCUGGUUUUCCAAUUGGGAAACACGGCUCAAGGAACGGGCGUCGGACAACGCCAAUGGAGCAUCAAGUUCACCCAAUACAAUUGUGAUUAUCCCAAUUUGGCACCUGAUGGCUGCACGCAAUACUAUUUCGGAGCCAGUAUGGACACCGUUCAGACCUACAAUUUUGCAGGUGGACAGCAUUUGGCCAAUCAAGACCAAAACAUUUGUAUCAGGCGUGAACGGGGAAAUUGCCGGAUCUGUUACGCCACAGUCAUGGAAUCUGACUUCAUGACAUCGGGCAUGGCCACGAAAAUGGCGAUUGCAAAGCCAUCGUCUUGUUGUGGAUAUGGAACGGCGGGAACUGGCACCAACUUCGAUUGCGUCAUCAUUCCUGGAGCUUUGAACCCUGCCAUGUUGUCCAUGCAAGGCAUGUUCAGCCAAUUCUGUGGACGCUCGGCUGGAAUUCAAAACACAAUCUCGACUGUCGGCAGCAUGAUGUCCAAAACCAUCUGCACCGACCGACAGCCCUUCAAUAUUCGCUUCUUGUCCGACGCCUUUGAAGGAGACAUGGAAAUCUUGAUGGGAGUGAUGUCCGGAUUCAAGCUGACCUAUCUUCAAACUUCGAAUGGUUGCAAUAAUUAAUCAAACGGCCUGAAAAUUGAUCGCAAUCCAAAACCCAAUCAAUCGCUCAACUGACAUCAUCUCGUGCUAGGUUCCCAUCUUCCACCACUCGGGGACAAAAACCAACAUCAAUCGUAAUCUUCAAUUCUCAGUGGGAUUUUGCAAUCCCUUUAAUGAAGGUCAUUUACUUUACUUUAUCCACUGACUAUAUAAAUAAAACGAUUUGCUCGAUAAA